AUGGCUGGGAACAUCCUCGUCGCUGUUCUAGUUGUGGCUGAUCAGCACCUUCACACUCCUAUGUACUUUUUCCUGGGAAACUUGUCCUGUUUGGAAACUUGCUACACCUCCACGAUUCUCCCCAGGAUGUUGGCCAGCUUCGUGACAGGGCACAGAACCAUUUCAAUGAGGGCCUGUCUCACACAAAUGUACUUCUUUGGCGCUCUGGGAGCUGCAGAAUGUUACCUUUUAGCAGCGAUGUCUUACGAUCGGUAUUUAGCAAUCUGUAAACCAUUGCAUUAUGUAGGUCUUAUGAAUGGCAAGUCCUGCCUCCAGCUGGCAGGUGGGUCUUGGAUAAUUGCAUUUCUGACUAUUAGUAUAAUUGUGUUAUUGAUCUCUCGGUUAACUUUCUGCGGUGCUAAUGAAAUUAACCAUUUCUUUUGUGAUCUCACACCGGUGGUAAAACUCGCCUGCACGGAUACCAGGGUGAUGGAGCUUGCAGCUUUCAUCUCCGCUUCCAUAGUGACUCUGCCACCAUUUCUAUUAACUGUUGUAUCCUAUGUUCUUAUUAUAGGCACAGUUCUGAGAAUCCCAUCCACCACUGGAAAGCAAAGGGCAUUUUCCACCUGUUCCACGCACCUCAUAGUGGUGACAAUUUUCUAUGGGACCCUAACAAUUGUGUACGUCUUACCAAAAACCAAGACUCUUAGAGACCUGAACAAAGUGCUCUCUCUUUUCUACACGGUCCUGACUCCCCUGGCCAAUCCUCUCAUAUACAGCCUGAGAAACAAAGAGGUAAAACAGUCCCUGAAAAAAGCCGUCAGGAAAUUUAUGGCUUUCGUAAGAAUUCAGGCAAUUAGAAUGAAGUUAUUUAAGUUAACAAAAAGCUGA
This is a messenger RNA of Alligator mississippiensis (American alligator), 870 nucleotides long. RefSeq names its product olfactory receptor 6B1-like. Gene Ontology annotation, molecular function: G protein-coupled receptor activity; olfactory receptor activity. The transcript has a single exon. Gene Ontology annotation, biological process: G protein-coupled receptor signaling pathway. Bases 1 to 870 code for a protein of 289 amino acids. Gene Ontology annotation, cellular component: membrane. The record is from RefSeq and is a predicted model, not a curated record. NCBI's taxonomy places the organism in Eukaryota, Metazoa, Chordata, Crocodylia, Alligatoridae.